GGAGGUAUAAAAGAAAGAACACCAAGAUAUUGAUAUUGAGAAGCUACAGCCAUAGCCAUUUUAGAGGUCUUAAGUAAUGAAGAAGCUGAUGGUUCACUUAAAGGAGGGAUUCUGGAUGGAUGGCUGCUGGAAGCUCAUUGCUAUAGCUGGCUCUUCUUCAAUACAUAAGGACGUAUACUGGCAUUGAGUAAUGAGAAUUUCGAAACCACACCUGAGAAGUCCUUCCAUCCAGUGCUACUUGUGUCUACUUUUAAACAGUCAUUUUUUAACUGAGGCUGGCAUACAUGUCUUCAUUUUAGGCUGUGUCAGUGCAGGGCUUCCCAGAACAGAGGCCAACUGGUGUGAUGUAAUACAGGAUCUGAAAACCAUCCAGCAACUUAUCCAAGCUAUACACAUUGAUGCCACUUUAUAUACUGAGAGUGAUGUUCAUCCCAAGUGCAAAGUGACCGCGAUGAGAUGCUUCCUGCUGGAGUUUCAAGUCAUUUCACAUGAGUCUAGAAAUGUGAACCUUAGUGAAACAGUGCACAAUCUCAUCAUCCUGGCCAACAGCAGCCUGUCUUCUAACGGGAAUAUCACGGAAUCGGGGUGCAGAGAAUGCGAGGAACUGGAGGAGAAGAACAUCAAUGAAUUUCUGCAGAGUUUCGAACAUAUUGUACAAAUGUUCAUCAACCCUUCCUGACUGCAGCGGACUGGCGUCCACGUCUCUACCAUUAGCAAACGUCUUUCUGCUGUGGAGAGGCCGGGAACACUGCAUUGGGACAUGCUGCCAGAAGCAGUCUUUCAAGCUAGAAAGCGAUCAGGAUCACGUAUCACAUGCAUGCUAGGGAUGAAGACAGAUAAAGGUCUGAGAAGCAUGCUGUCUAGGAACUGUUCUCAGACUUAUUUUGCCCAUUUAUUUUUAAUUUAUUAUCGACGUUGUAUGUGUUUGUAAUAUAUUAUAAGAUCGUGAAUAAAAGUAUACCUGCUUUAUCCAUGGAAA
This is a messenger RNA of Dipodomys spectabilis (banner-tailed kangaroo rat), 979 nucleotides long. RefSeq names its product interleukin 15 (gene Il15). Bases 191 to 679 code for a protein of 162 amino acids. The transcript is spliced from 7 exons. The record is from RefSeq and is a predicted model, not a curated record. Gene Ontology annotation, biological process: positive regulation of cytokine production; positive regulation of T cell proliferation; neutrophil activation. Gene Ontology annotation, molecular function: cytokine activity; cytokine receptor binding. NCBI's taxonomy places the organism in Eukaryota, Metazoa, Chordata, Mammalia, Rodentia, Heteromyidae. Gene Ontology annotation, cellular component: extracellular region.